GCUCGCAGUGAGCGGAGGACGGCGCAGGAAACCUCUCACCUCUGCACAGGAUCCACGAUCAGGAAACAAUUUCCGCUUUUAUAAAUUGGAUUUAAGCCUCUGGAGCCCAGGAGACGUGUGGGUGGGGAGCGGACGGAUGAAUGCUGAAAGAUGAGUGGAUGAAGGCAUCCAGCCGAGAUUUCUCUCUCCGGGGGGAGCUCUGGUGACUCACUGCAGGUGUGAACUCCUUCACUUCCCCGUGUGGUCGCAGGAAACCCGACGCUCGCCUCUCAGGUUUCACUCCACCUGCUCAUCACUGAAAUCGCUUUCCAUCCUGCAAGUUUACGACUUCAAAGCUCGCCGUAAUCUUCCACGGGGGUUAUUGUUUGUCUAUGUUCAAAACACAGAGGAAGAGCUUGUAAUUAUGCUGUCACUCUCAUUAUCUCUGUUUCUCCUGCUGCACCACUGAGAGGUGAAGCAAAGGAGCCGUUUUUCCCUCUUGGAGAUUACAGAAGGUGGAAGAGGGGGAGAGGAAGGCCGGCAGGGAGGGAGAGAUAAACAGAGGCAGUUUAAGGCGGUAAACACGUCCAGUCCAGAGGCAGCCUUCCUCUAAACACAUCGGCCAGAAACCAGCGCUGUGUUAGUCUGCAGGGACAAACUGGAGCGAGCAGAAGACUCGGCGGCGGUCAGAACAGACGAGAGAUCAGCGGAGGAGUCGAGAAACCUGCAGCAUCCCGUCACUGAGGGAAGACUCUGAUUGGGAGAGGAAACCGGAGCAGGCAGCCGUCAUGGACCCGGAGGACUCCGGCAGACUCUCCUCUGUGAGGCAGCGGCCCGGCAGCGGGCCGCCCUCCGCCCUCCACCCCCGGACCCUGCUCCUGCUGCCCCUGCUGCUCCUGCUCUCCCUGUCGCUGUGGAGCCACCAGGCCGAGGCCGUGGUCCACUCCAGCUUCCGCCGGCUCAGCGGCCGCGAGAAGAAGGAGAUGCAGAAGGAGAUUCUGUCCAUCCUGGGCCUGCCGGGACGCCCCCGGCCGCACCCGCCUCUGCGACCCCCCUCCUCCGCGCCGCUCUUCAUGCUGGACCUGUACCACGCCAUGUCGGCCGACGGCGAGGACGAGGGGAACGAGAUUAUCGUGAACGGGCCCGGCGUGGUCAAGCUCGGGGCGGCAACCCAGGUCAACCUGGCGGCCCUGCCGACCCUGAGCACACACACACCGCCGCUGGGGACGGUGGUCAGCGAGGCCGACACGGUGAUGAGCUUCGUCAACCUGGUGGAGCAGGAGCGUGACCUCCUGCAGCCUCGUCCCUACUGGAAGGAGUUUCGCUUCGACCUGACCCCCCUCCCUCAGGGUGAGACGGUGACGGCGGCUGAGUUUCGUAUCUACAAGACGCUGACGAUGGGUCAAAGGGCAAACCGGACCCUGCACAUCUCCGUCUAUGAGAUUCAGAGAGACAACAGACACAGAGAGCCGGAGCUGGUGCUGCUGGACAUGCAGUCGGUUCCUGCGGGACAGGAGGGCUGGCUGGCCUUCGACGUGACGUCGGCCUCCAACCACUGGCUGCUCCACCCGCGCAGCAACCUGGGAAUACGUCUGUACGUGGAGACUGAGGAGGACCGCUCGCUGUCUGCAGGCUGGAUCGGGCUGGUGGGCCGCAGGGGGCCUCGCUCCAAGCAGCCCUUCAUGGUGACCUUCUUCAGGGAGAAUCAGAUUCCAUGUCGGCCGCCGAGAGCCGUCAAGACUCAUCCUCGCAGGAAGAAGCCCAAAUACGACCUGCCGGUGCCCAGCAUCCACAAUCGCAGUCCUGUGAAUAGCGGCGGUCAGCCCUGUAAAAAGCAUGAACUCUACGUCAGCUUCAGUGAUCUGGGCUGGAAGGACUGGGUUUUGGCUCCCACUGGAUAUUCAGCGUACUACUGUGAUGGAGAGUGUUUCUAUCCUCUGGGCUCCUGCAUGAAUGCCACCAACCACGCCCUCAUCCAGCAAGUGGUCCACCUCCUGAAGCCCGACGAGGUCCCGAAGGCCUGCUGCGCCCCCACCAAGCUCAGCCCCAUCUCCGUCCUCUUCUACGACGACAACAACAACGUCAUCCUCAAGAAGCACCGCAACAUGGUGGUGAAGACCUGCGGAUGUCUAUGAGAGGAGGAACCUGAUCCCAGAUCAGACCAUCCAGUCAAACCAGCACUUUAAAGGCAUGUUGUUCUCAGAUUACUGCGUUUUCAAUCAUUUUCCGAAUAAUCCACGGUUCCUCUGAAUACUGAAGAUCGGUUUGUUUGAUAAAUGUCACCAGAUGUGAACGGAAGUUAUUCUUUCAAACCAUUACACCCUUUUAAAUUAACGUUUUCACGUUGAAACAGAAACAUUUUAUUGGACUUCUGUUCUUCAUAAGCUCUCCUGUGAAAGGCAAAUGAUCCUGGAUGCUGAAACAAGCCGCUGCUGAUGCCUUUUUCACCCGAGAGCAACAUGAAUUAUUCGUUCUAAAGGAAAACCUUGUGAUCAGAACUUCAGACAGAUGGUGUGUUUUAAUAAAGUAUUUCUCAUGUUAAUACAGAAUAAAGAAAAAGGAAAUA
Molecule: messenger RNA, 2545 nt
Organism: Salarias fasciatus (jewelled blenny)
Lineage: Eukaryota; Metazoa; Chordata; Actinopteri; Blenniiformes; Blenniidae
Gene: bmp8a
Product: bone morphogenetic protein 8a
Exons: 7
Coding region: 768-2114 (448 amino acids)
Cellular component (GO): extracellular region
Molecular function (GO): cytokine activity; growth factor activity
Source: RefSeq, a predicted model, not a curated record